Molecule: messenger RNA, 3271 nt
Organism: Neolamprologus brichardi
Lineage: Eukaryota; Metazoa; Chordata; Actinopteri; Cichliformes; Cichlidae
Source: RefSeq, a predicted model, not a curated record
GGAGCUGGCUGCCCUCACGCAGGAGCACGCCGUCUCUUUGCCCUUCCCUCACAGCCAGGAAGCAGAGGAGUAGAAGGAACUAAAUACUGGAGAAGUACAAAUCCAUCAAUCCAUAAUGUUGGGAACAUCUUUGGGCAGCACUCCCACCUCUCCUAUCCCAGGCCACUGUCCAAGCCCUGAUUGCCAGUCAGAUGGUCCUUCUUCUGUUGUUCUCCUGCAUCAGUACCCUCCAUGCUGGGUAACCCAGGCACAGUGUGACCUUGCCCAGGCAGAGGUAGAGCUGCGCAGGCUGCAGGAGCAUCACGAAACUGAGACUGAAUCUGUAAAGCGUGGUGUAGAGCGAGCUAUCCUGGGAGCACGCAGAGAAGAGCAGCGCCUGCUGGAGAGGGUGGAGCAGGACCAUCGGGACACUCAGCAGCGUCUAGACCAGAUCCAGCGGGAGAACGUGGCAGCAGCCCGGGUCAGCCAGUCCCUGUUGGACCAGCGGCUUUGCAAACUGGCAGAACUGAAAAAGCAGAUUCAGGAAUUGGGUCAAUCAGUUGUAAAGGACAGUGGGCCAAGCCAGAACCCACUGCUGAAGGAGAUUUCAGAGUUCCUACAACCUUGGGAAAUCUCAGUUUCUCUAAAGAAAGUGAACUUCAAACCAAGCUCACAACCGAAUGCUGUCAACUUUGGAGAUAUUCGUGUUCAAGAACAAAGCCUUUGCCUGCAUGCUGGAGGUUGUGGGCCACAAGGACAGCCAUGUGCUCUUCAUUCACAAGAGAUGCUCUGUGAAGACACAAACUACCAAGGUUCUGGAAAAGAGAAGAGCACCCAAGGACAGGGAUUUAUUUCACCAACCGGCAGGGUUGUUAGAAAGAUCAGCCUUUCUAACCGGGGUGACCUAGAAUCAGAGGAGGAAAAAAAGCACUCUUCUGCAAAGAUGUGUCACUGCGAACAGGCUGACUGGGAAUCGUCUCAGGAAGAUGAGGUAGAAUCAGUUUCCUUCCAGCCACAAGGUGAGGACGUAUUUUUGGCUGUACCUACAGUUCUUAAAAAAUGGGACAUGGAAGACGAGGACAAGAUAAACAAGAAUGGGAAACCUUACUCACCAAGGAAUAAGAGGAAAUGGCUAACUGUGGCCUCCAGCAGGAAGUCAAACCUUUUACCUGAACAAAAACAGCAGCAUAUAAAGCUUAGUCAGUGCUUAAGUUUAGACGGUCAAAAUGGAGAUAAGGGAAGAGUUGGUCAAGAUUCCAAUUAUAGACUUUUAAGAUACUGCAACAGUUCCCUAACAUCUCAAAGGGAACCUUCAGCCAGCCAAAGCUGCCUAGACCUCACAUCCAGGGGUCGACCCCCCUCUUGCCUCAGCCAGUCUUCUGAUGAACACUCUCUAGGGACGCUCGGUGACUCUGGCCGAGCACCAUCCCCAACAGACAGCCUUGAUUCUAGCUAUACUUUCAUUGUUAGCCCAUCUCAUGACUACAGUAUGAACAGAGGCUCUUUGAAUUACAGUUGCCGCUUAUCAAAGUCUGCAGUGGACUUGACUCACAAGACGCGCCCAUUGAUUACUAGUGGGCCAAUUGAGCAAGGAUUGUGGGGGACUAGGGGCAGCAACUUCAAGACGAGCUUCACCUCAACCUCGCCGACUCUCAGAAGGAAAUUGCAAGCCUCUGACAUGGGGCAUACUUUCUCGUCGCCUUCCUAUAGAGGUCAAAAUAUUUUAUACCAGCCACAGAAACAGGCCACAGCUGCUGGAUCAAAACAACCUCCUGUGGCUAGGUCUUUAUCCCUGUCUGUUAUAGAUGGUUCCUGUACAACAGAACUCGAGGCAAAAAAAAAUUUGUUUUCAGUGACUGACGCUCGCGGAAAUGUCCUCCAACAAGUGGCCUCUCCAACUGCUGGUGGCUCCGACAGACGGUGUAGGAACUACUUUGACAUUGCGGUCAAUGCUAAGGGUCUGAUUGCAGUAAGCUGUGCAGCAGAAAGAGCUCUUCUUGUGUUCAGCAGGCACGGCCGACUGCUCCAGACCUUUGGAGGGUCUGGGUUCGGCUCUGCAAAAGAUGAACUGGAAGCUCCCAGGGGCGUGACCGUAACCAGGCUCGAUGAAUUCCUGGUGGCUGAUAUCCGAAAAGGUACCCUCAUUGCCCUAAAGCUUGACCCCAAGACAGGCUCCCGUCUUGAACGCACAGUGGUAACUGGAUUCCACCGACCCUACUUAGUGGCAGCUUGCUUGAGCUCAGGCAUGGUGGCUGUAUCCGAGAGGGGCAAUGAAACUGGUCGUGUACCUUGCGUCAAAGUUCUGGAGCCAGGCUGGAACACAGUUAGAGUUUUGGGUGUUUGUGCAGGUAUGGGACCUGUCCUGACCUGUCCCUGGGGUAUCUGUAUAGAUACAGAUGGUAAUGUUUUGGUAGCAGAUUGGGGGGAGCAGCACAGAAUCCUUUUAUACCCAGCACAGGGAGUAGGUUGGCCCAUAAUAACCCAGGGUUUGAGUAGUCCACGUGGCCUAUCCUUGCUACCUGAUGGCCAACUUGCAGUGUCAGAUAGCAUGCAUCAUUGCAUCAAGAUAUACCAGUACAAAGCAUCCCAGGACUAGGAAAAGUGUGCUGAUAUUAAGAAAAAAAACCCUAAAGUACAGCACUGUAAGCUUCUGAUAAAUGAUGCAUUAGUAUUCGGCCCAGCUGCACCUAUAAGAGUCACAUGUCUGCCUGGAUUUGUAGGCCAAAGGCUACAUCCAUGAUAAAAGCAAGGACUAUGAAGCUAAGCUACAAAGAGAAAGGAAAGAAGAGCUGGUGUUGCACUAGGCAGUGAGUGUUCCUCGUGUCAUUUUUAGCUUGUUGUUGUGUAGCUGCUUUGAAGUGUUCAGGGUCAAGUAGAAUUGCUGUUUGUUUGCUGUCUGUUGUUUGUAGAUUAGAGUUUAGUCACAGUCUGCACAAUGUCUGUGUUGAUCUGUGUGCUGCUCAGUUUUCUACCAAAGCUGCUAACCCGCAGGCAUGAGCACAGGCUAGUAUUUACUCAUGCAUAAAUUUAAUAAAGCUAUCCAAUCCUGCACAAAUAUGAAUGGACUCGCAUUCAUUAACAUAAUAUUAUUGCAAUUUUUUAAAAAGUAGAGAAUUUGUACUUUCUCCAAUGUGGCAUUUUUAUUUUCAAGUGAUACAAAGAGCAGGGUGUCUGUGUUUCAAAUACAUCUCGUCACAAUUGGAUUCGGUGAUUCCUGCAAAUUCUACGAUUUUUCAUGCUGUCACUGAUUUUUACUGACAACGAGUUAAUCUCUGUGGCUCUUUUUCAGUCC